UGGGCCAGGGAACACUGGGAUAGCCACUGCCAGUAAGAAGGACCAGGGUACUCACUGACUCUCCUCCAGGGAGCUCAAGCCUGCAGGUCCUUUGACCCUGAGGGCAAAUGAGGCUGGGAACAGGUCAGGUGGGCUCUGAGGCCCCCUGGGGGCAGAGCCCUGGCCCCAAGCCAUGCUGGCCCCUGCUGCUGCUGGGCUUGGCUGUGGGUGCCCAUGGUCGGCUGCCCCCACUGACAGUAGACCCACCGAACAGCACCCCAGACCCUGGAGCCCCAGCAGGAAGGAGCUCUCGGAGCCCGUGGGACAGGUUCCUGUUCUGGCCUGGCCCCCAGGGGGCAGGCCCCAGGUGCUGGCCUGGUGGGUUUUGGCCUGAAACUCAGUCAUCCUGGUUUGUUUUCAGUGAAGGAACCCAGCUCACCGUCCUAGAUCAGCCCAAGUCCGCGCCCUUGGUCAUGCUCUUCCUGUCAUUCUAUGAGGAACUCGGCACCAACAAGGCCACCCUGGUGUGCCUCGUCAGUGACUUCUACCCCAGUGGCGUGACGGUGGCCUGGAAGGCAGACGGCAGCCCCGUCACCCAGGGCGUGGAGACCACCAAGCCCUCCAAACAGAGCAACAACAAGUACGCGGCCAGCAGCUACCUGAGCCUGUCGCCUGCCCAGUGGAAAUCAUACAGCAGCGUCAGCUGCCUGGUCACGCACGAGGGGAGAACCGUGGAGAAGAAGGUGGUCCCCGCAGAGUGCUCUUAGGUCCCUGACACCCUCCCCCAUCCAAGGGGGCCUGGAGCCACAGGACCUCCGGGCGGAUCUGCCCUCCCACCAGGGUCACCCCAGCCCUUCUCGCUGCACCCGCUCGACACUCAAUAAAAUGUCCUUUAUUCAAUCAGAA
Messenger RNA from Mirounga angustirostris (Northern elephant seal), 885 nucleotides. RefSeq names its product immunoglobulin lambda-like polypeptide 5. The transcript has 3 exons. NCBI's taxonomy places the organism in Eukaryota, Metazoa, Chordata, Mammalia, Carnivora, Phocidae. The record is from RefSeq and is a predicted model, not a curated record. The coding region runs from base 108 to 746 and encodes 212 amino acids.